This is a messenger RNA of Ixodes scapularis (black-legged tick), 3953 nucleotides long. Its product is annotated as aryl hydrocarbon receptor nuclear translocator homolog. The coding region runs from base 586 to 2736 and encodes 716 amino acids. The record is from RefSeq and is a predicted model, not a curated record. NCBI's taxonomy places the organism in Eukaryota, Metazoa, Arthropoda, Arachnida, Ixodida, Ixodidae. The transcript is spliced from 13 exons. Gene Ontology annotation, molecular function: DNA-binding transcription factor activity, RNA polymerase II-specific; protein dimerization activity; RNA polymerase II cis-regulatory region sequence-specific DNA binding. Gene Ontology annotation, biological process: regulation of transcription by RNA polymerase II. Gene Ontology annotation, cellular component: aryl hydrocarbon receptor complex; cytoplasm; nucleus.
AUUGGUCGAGUGUGUGAACAACGCGAAGUCCCGUGAAGCGGUGCAGGAACAGCGGUGUGCAUUGCGUCGGAUUGCAGCGGGACGAUCCACCGCAGACCCGAGCACGUAGGGCAGCGGCCCGGCGGCGUAGUCAGCGCGCGACGUCGCGUACGCGGCGGCGGCGUCCUUUCUCGCAAAGCUCGUUCUCGCGAGCUCUCACGAGACCGCCAUCGGAGACGGGAUUUCUACGGCGGCCAUGGUGGCGUGUGUGUGUUGUUAGACGGACGACAAGAGGGAAGCGUCGAUCCUAAACCCCGUAGGAAACGUGAACCCGCACCCGUGGUCCCAACGCCGAGCCGCCGAAGCGCCGCCGUGAAGCGAGCUGGGACGCCGCCGCAGUGGCCACCGCCGUGGGCCCAGCGCCGGUGAGGCCUCGCCGCCUGCCGUACCGUGCGUACACCACCACGACGGCGAGCGCGAUCGGCCCCCGAGGCUCCGUCGCUUGGACGAUCACAGACCGCAUGAACGGAUUACCGUCAGUACGUGCGAAGCGCCACGCUGCCGCCGCCACGCUGGGCCCCGGCCUGACCGAGGCCUCCUAGUCCCAUGGCAACCACGGCAACUCCGACACAGCCAGUGCCAGCCACGGACGGCAGCAAAGUGCUCAAGAAGCGGAAAACGGGCUGCUACAAGGACUCUGAUGAGGACGACAGUAGCCAGGGCCCCAAGUACGCGAGGAUGGACGAGGACGCGCUUCAGGACAAGGACCGCUUCGGGCGGCUCUCGCAGGGCGGGGCCCCCCUUUGGGGCUCGGGCCCCCUGGGCGAAGGACCCGGCGGCCCUGUGGCCGACGCGGGGUCCCUGGCGGGCCAGCACUGCUCCCGGGACAGCGGCGAGCUGCUCGAGACGCUGUCGGCCAAGAAGGAGAACCACAGCGAGAUCGAGCGGCGCCGCCGCAACAAGAUGACCGCCUACAUCACCGAGCUCUCAGACAUGGUGCCCACGUGCAGCGCCCUGGCGCGCAAGCCCGACAAGCUGACCAUCCUCCGCAUGGCGGUGGCUCACAUGAAGUCUCUCCGAGGAACUGGCAAUACAAGCAGCGACGGAACCUACAAGCCUUCUUUUCUCACAGACCAGGAGUUGAAGCACCUGAUUCUGGAGGCUGCAGACGGCUUCCUGUUCGUGGUGUCCUGCGACACGGGCCGGAUCAUCUACGUGUCCGACUCCGUGGCCCCUGUGCUAAACCAGUCCCAGUCUGACUGGUUCAACGCCUGUGUCUACGACCUUAUCCAUCCCGAGGACGUGGACAAGGUGCGAGAGCAGCUCUCCACUCAGGAGUCGUCCAGCUCAGGACGCAUACUGGACCUCAAGACCGGCACAGUCAAGAAGGAAGGCCACCAGUCGUCGAUGCGACUGUGCAUGGGUUCCCGGAGAGGGUUCAUCUGCCGCAUGAAGCUGGGGAAUGUGCAGCCUGACGUGCAGGGGUUGCAGAGGCUGCGCCAGCGCAAUGCCCUGGGGCCCUCCCCCGACGGCUCCGCCUACGCCGUCGUCCACUGCACGGGCUACAUCAAGAACUGGCCGCCCUCGGGAGUCCAAGUGGAGCGGUUGGACCCAGAGGACGGUGCCAGCCACUGCUGCCUGGUUGCCAUUGGCCGGCUCCAGGUGACCAGUGCACCGAAUGCCAGCGACCUGGUCGGGUCAAACUCCAAUGCCGAGUUCAUCUCGCGGCAUGCCAUGGACGGCAAGUUCACCUUCGUCGAUCCCAGGGUGACAGCGGUGCUGGGUUACCAGCCCCAGGAGCUCCUGGGCAAGACGUGCUUUGACUUCUUCCACCCGGAGGACCAGAGCCACAUGAAGGACAACUUUGAGCAGGUGCUCAAGAUGAAGGGCCAGGUGAUGUCGGUCAUGUACCGGCUCAGGGCCAAAAACCGCGAGUGGCUCUGGCUGCGCACCAGCAGCUUCGCCUUCCUCAACCCCUACACCAAUGACGUCGAGUACGUCGUCUGCACCAACACCUCGGCCAAGACCCUCCAACAGCAUCCGUCGGCGGACGAGGGCGGACAGCCGGGAGGAGGGGCGUCACCCGCUGAGCUCUCCCUGGGGGGAGGGGGUGGAGCCUACCCUGGAGUGCUGCCCAAGGGCCCGCCAGAGGGCCUCGACUACUCCCUGCCCCGGCCAGACGUGUACGCACUCGCGGGCCAUCCCAGGGGAGCAGAAGCACGCAGGGGACAGGCCACAGUCGGGUACGGGGGCGGUGCCGGCUACGAGCCCCAUCUGGGGGCCUACGGGGGCCUGGCCCAGGGCACGGCCUCUCCGGGCCUGCUGGCACGCAUGGCCAAGGGAGGCCCCGCCCCCUCUGGGCAGGGGGCGUCGCCCCCUCCGCCCCCACAGCAGCAGCAGCAGCAGCAAGGCCCCUGGACGCAGAGGCAUCUCUCGCAGGGCACAUCGCAGGAGCAGUACAGCCAGGGCUACGGUCAGAUGAGUCCCUCCUCCCGCAGCCCCUCUGGCCCCACCUACACCCAGCUGGGCUCUGCGCCGGGCGCCAGGGGUCUGUGGGGCCAGUGGCAGGGCCCCGGUGCCUCCGAGAGUCCCGCGCCCCCUUCUGGGGGUGGCGGAGGGGGCUCUGGAGGUGGACCCCAGCCCGUUCAGCCCUCGCAGCCCCCGCAGCAGGAACUGUCCGACAUGCUCCAAAUGUUGGACCAGUCAGGCACGGCCUCGUUCGAAGAGCUCUCCAUGUUCAACUCCUUCUCCGAGUGAAAGCGCCGGCCCCCAUCGUCCCCGCUUCAUUGCAGCAUCGGAUCGGGUGUUGGGAGGACCUAACGGGGGGACUGGCGUCCGAAGGAGUGGACUGUGCCGAGUGCUUUACCUUGUUUCGUGGACUCACCAGUGCAGUUGGAUGAAGGGGGCCUGGAACGGCCCUUAGUGGGGCGCACCUUGCAAGCAGAGAAGACCCGCCACUUGUUCAGUCAGAGUGACCCUUCUUCUCUCGUUUGAAACGUCGGGUAGCGCAAUCGAGACCCUUAGGAAACAUCUCGCGCAUGGCGUUGUCGAUCGUAGCGUUGUCCACCGCUGGUGCCCCCCUCUCCUUUGGGACGAAGUCCCUCAAUGCCUUCUUCAGGCAGCGACAGAUGCCAACGUACGAGGCGCACGUCUCGUGCGGCUUUUGGGGUGAUGUGGCACCGGAUCGAACUGCCCGAGUGCCGCGCCUCGACCAGAACCCGCCCGGGACGCCCCGUGUCGUACGUCGGCACAUUCGACGACUGUCGGUGCUCGAAAGAGGCGCGCAGUGUAGAUUAAUUCGAGGUACUCGACCGCACCAGGCUCGUGCCGCUGCAUUCCGGCAAGCGGGCCAGGGAGGCGUCUUUGUUGUCCUGCACGCACACGCUGCCUAGGGCAGGUUUUGCGCAGAAAGGGCGCCUUACUUAAAAGCGGCGUCCGCAAGACGCGCUUCCUCCCCUCACGACCGUACGCACCCUCCCCGUCGCAUCGGGGCAUUUUUACGUUUUCGUUUUGCUCUCAUCUUCCCGAAUCUUCCCGCCUUUUCAUCAGCACCGCGCCUGCGCGGCCACUGUCGAAAAUCUGCGAGCGCGCUUUCCGUAGCCCGCGCAACACAGCCUUGGGCAUUUGUUUGGUUUCUGGCUGGGGGGUUCUGGAAGUAGAGUUUUUUGGGGAGAGGGUUAGGCACCCUUCUCUCUUUCUUUCUCACCUCGGCAGUGGGAUUGGGGUGCCGCGGUUCCCCGGCCCUCGAGGGUAGGAGUCCCUCGUUUGAGAGAAGGCGGCUCCCACGCGAGCGUCGGGAAUGCACGCGACGGCUGGAUCUCUGCGUUCCACGCGUGAAGCGACCCGCCGUUUCACGUGCAACAAAGCUGCAACCUAUUUUUUAACCAAACCUUUUUGGGGGAGGGGGUUGUGCUGCAAGUGCUCUGUACACCUACCCACGAACCGAGGUCACAAAUAUAUUGGAAUACACUGCA